Messenger RNA from Yarrowia lipolytica CLIB122, 1752 nucleotides. RefSeq lists its product as uncharacterized. The record is from RefSeq and is a predicted model, not a curated record. Gene Ontology annotation, biological process: protein dephosphorylation. NCBI's taxonomy places the organism in Eukaryota, Fungi, Ascomycota, Dipodascomycetes, Dipodascales. Gene Ontology annotation, molecular function: [pyruvate dehydrogenase (acetyl-transferring)]-phosphatase activity. Gene Ontology annotation, cellular component: mitochondrion.
AUGACAGAGAGACUCUGUACAAUUGCGGCCUUGCUGAACCCGAAUGUAUAUCCCUUUUGCCUGAGCAAUUCUUCCGUGAUAUUUAGUCCAGGCGAGGUUCCCUACGAUGUCCUUGCAUCCACUGAGCUAAACCCAUUAAUACAGUACACCCGCAGUGCUGAACCUCCUACUGUGUCUGUUAACAUGCUACGAAGUUCCAAACGAUACAUGACUACCAUGUCCAACCGACAACCUGUGGCCUCUCGACGGGCUCUCUACGGCCUGGCCUCCGGGCUCGUGCUCGCCACCGCAUACAUGGGCCACCAGUAUCUUAUGGACCCCAUUGCUCUGGACAGCAGAGGUAUCAACACCAAUGCUGCUGGAGGGUACGAUCCGUUUGGCCGACGAAUGAACAUUAUGAAUCCCGAGCGGGUCAACGCGCGACUGCGGGAGCAUGAGCAGAGUCAUUUCGUGGAGCGAGGACGCGGGGUACUGAGAUACGAUAUGGCGCAGUUGCCGUCCAAUUCGCCCAUUGAGGACGACUACUCCGACCGGGUGGUGUCUGUGGCUCUGAAUGAAGCUGGAAACGCCAACGCUUCGUCCGACUGGAUGUUCUGGGGCCUGUAUGACGGCCAUGGAGGCUGGACCACCUCUGCCAAGCUCAGAGAAGAGCUCAUCAACUAUGUGAUUCGACAGCUUGAUGCGGGCUACAGCGAUGCUGGCAAGACGCUUGGCGAUAACAUACGACGAACUCCCAGCCCUGAAACCAUCGAUCUGGCUAUCAAGAGAGGCUUCCUGGCUCUGGAUGACGAGAUCUGCAUCCACUCCAUUAACAGACUGCUCAAGAACCCCCAAAAGGGCCAGUCUCCCGAGACGCUGGCUCCCGCCGUUUCUGGAUCCUGUGGUCUGCUGGCAUUCUAUGAUACCCUGUCUCACACUCUUCGAGUUGCUGUCACCGGCGAUUCUCGUGCUGUUCUCGGCUCCAAGUCUUCUUCUGGAUGGACUGCACGUGCCCUGUCUGUCGACCAGACUGGCUCCAACCAGCGAGAAGCUGACCGAAUCCGAAAAGAGCAUCCUGGCGAAGAGGACCGUGUGAUUCGACGGGGCCGAGUUCUGGGCGGUCUGGAACCCACCCGAGCGUUUGGAGACGCCCGAUACAAGUGGACACGUGACUUGCAAGAUAAGGUGGCACGUGCCUUUUUCGGCCGAAGCACGCCUCCGGAGCUGAGGUCGCCUCCCUACGUCACAGCUGAGCCUGAGGUGACUACCACCAAGGUCAAGAGUGGUGACUUUCUGGUGAUGGGCUCCGAUGGGUUGUUCGAGAUGCUCUCCAACGACGAGGUGGUGUCUCUGGUCGUGCAGUGGAUGGAGACUCACCCCAUCACCGAGUCUUCCACCGCCGCUUCGGCCAAGUCUGGAGGAAUGUGGGACAAGAUGUUUGGCAGCAAGGACUCGACAAAGGUGGUUGAUCUGACAGUCGACCAGGACGCCAUGAAGCCUCCUUUCCGACACCAGGGUGCCGUUCUCAAGCCCACUGUUGAGGAUGAGAACGUGGCAACUCACCUGAUUCGAAACGCUCUUGGAGGAGCCGAUCGGGAACAGCUGUCCAUGCUUCUGAGCAUCCCUGCUCCUCAGUCACGGCGAUACCGAGACGACCUGACCGUGACGGUGGUUUUCUUUGGCGAUGAGAAGGCUCCUGAGAACGGCGGUAUCAGAGGCAAUGUUGCUGCUACCAGUGGAGGUGUGGGCACUCAAGAAAAGGCAAAGUUGUAA